Molecule: messenger RNA, 1461 nt
Organism: Blumeria graminis f. sp. triticale
Lineage: Eukaryota; Fungi; Ascomycota; Leotiomycetes; Helotiales; Erysiphaceae
Source: the annotation of a GenBank genome assembly
AUGGAGGCUUGCUCAUUAAGUGAACUAGGAUCCAUGGCCGAUGUUCCCAAGGAUCUACUAAAUGAGAUAAGGCGACUGGAAGACCAGUUUACUGUACCAAAAGAGAAACUUAAGGCUAUAACAUCUCACUUUGUCAAAGAGCUUGAAAAAGGCUUGAGUGUCGAGGGCGGCAGUAUUCCUAUGAAUCCUACGUGGUGUAUGUCAUUUCCGACUGGUGAUGAGCAGGGAACAUUUCUAGCCCUAGAUAUGGGUGGAACGAACCUUCGUGUUUGUGAGAUUAUUCUCACCGAGGAAAAGUCCGAGUUUGAUAUUAUUCAGUCUAAGUACAAAAUGCCUGAGGAGCUCAAAUCUGGAACUGCAGAAGAGCUGUGGGAGUACAUUGCCGAUUGUCUCUUGCAGUUUAUCGAGGCUCACCAUGGGAACGACACUUCUGAAUUGCCUUUGGGCUUUACAUUUUCUUAUCCAGCUACACAGAACUACAUUAAUCACGGGAUACUCCAGAGAUGGACCAAGGGAUUCGACAUCGAUCACGUUGAAGGACAUGACGUCGUCCCCAUGAUCGAAGCAGCUCUUGAAAAAAGGCAUGUUCCCAUUAAACUUACAGCUCUAAUCAACGAUACAACAGGUACUCUUAUAGCCUCAGCUUACACUGAUACGAAAAUGAAAAUAGGAUGCAUCUUCGGCACUGGUUGUAAUGCGGCAUAUAUGGAGGACUGUGGCUCUAUUCCUAAGCUAGCUCACCUAAAUCUUCCCCCUGACGCCCCUAUGGCGAUCAAUUGCGAAUGGGGAGCCUUUGAUAAUGAAAACAAGGUCCUCCCUCGAACUCCAUACGAUAUUAUAAUUGAUAAAGAUUCACCCCGUCCUGGACAACAAGCUUUCGAAAAAAUGAUCGCUGGUCUAUAUCUCGGUGAAAUAUUUCGCUUGGUCCUCGUCGACCUGCACGAAAAGAAAGGUGUCCACCUUUUUGAGAAUCAGAAUAUCGAGAAACUCCGCAAACCAUAUACUCUUGAUUCUUCAUUCUUGUCGAUGAUUGAAGAGGAUCCCUGGGAAAAUCUAUCGGAAACAUUUGAGCUAUUUCAAACCAAGCUAUCAAUCCGCACUAAUCUCUCCGAACUAGAACUUAUUCGUCGCUUAGCAGAGCUGAUUGGGACUCGGGCCGCGCGCCUCUCUGCAUGCGGAGUUGCUGCAAUUGCUACUAAAAAGGGUUAUAAAACAUGCCACGUCGGUGCUGAUGGUUCAGUUUUCAACAAGUACCCGCAUUUUAAGGCUCGUGGUGCAUUAGCACUGAGAGAAAUUUUAGACUGGCCCGCCAAAAAGAACUCCAAAGAAGAAGAUCCCAUUGAAAUUCUAGCAGCCGAGGACGGCUCUGGGGUUGGUGCAGCACUCAUUGCAGCCCUGACGCUUGAGAGAAUUAAAAAAGGCAACAUGGCCGGUAUCCUUCAUCCAAAAAGCCUCGCCUGA